This is a messenger RNA of Photinus pyralis (common eastern firefly), 1262 nucleotides long. RefSeq names its product monocarboxylate transporter 3-like. The record is from RefSeq and is a predicted model, not a curated record. Gene Ontology annotation, molecular function: monocarboxylic acid transmembrane transporter activity. Gene Ontology annotation, biological process: monocarboxylic acid transport; transmembrane transport. NCBI's taxonomy places the organism in Eukaryota, Metazoa, Arthropoda, Insecta, Coleoptera, Lampyridae. The transcript is spliced from 8 exons. Bases 10 to 1257 code for a protein of 415 amino acids.
UUGAAAAGGAUGAAACGCGAACUAACAGCCCCCGAUGGGGGAUGGGGUUACGUGAUCGUUGCGGCAAUUGCCAUCACUAAUGGAGUGUCCGCGCUGCCGGUCGUCACCUUUGGAAUUGUUUACGGAGAAUUUCUGAAAAGCGUAGGGGACGAGAUUGCAAAUUCGGCACUCGCCAGCGGCAUAUGUUUCGCCACGCAGUGGAUUUCAGGGCUGGCAGCGAAUCUGCUCUUGAGAAGGAUCUCCUAUCGCACAACGGGAGUGCUUGGUGCCCUCCUGACGUUCACCGGUACGUUUGGUAUCAGCUUUGUAACCAGUUUCGAGCAGUUCGUGUUUUGCUUCUCCAUUAUGCUGCCGAUGGGCUGCGGGUUAACGUUAGCGGCAAUGCUGACGGCGUUCAAUCUUUACUUUGACAAGAAAAGGACGGUCGCCUAUAAUUUGGGGAGUGCCGUCACGAUACCCAUAACAGUUCUGUUUCCAUCACUGGGCUCGUUCCUUGUGCAGCGUUUCGGAUUUCGAGGAGCCAAUGUUAUUCACGCCGCUAUAAUGCUCCACUGCUUACCGGCGAUGUUAUGUCUACAUCCCAUAGAAUGGCACGUCGAUAAACAGAAGGUGGCCCCAGAAGCCGGAAAGUUUCUCUUAGGAGACGUGGAAAGGAAACGAAAAUUUUGGGAAGGCCUCGGUUUGGGGUUAUUCACAGAUCCCACCUACGUUAAUAUUGUGUUGGGAAUCUCACUGUGUCUGUCAUCGGAUUUUUUCUUCAUGACUACCUUACCAUCACUUUUAGCAAAUUUUAAAGUGACAAUAGAAGACACGACCAUUCUGAUGACCGCGUUUUUUACGGCGGAUAUAGUUGGAAGACUUUGCCUUUUCGGGGUUACUGCCUGCACGGAAGUCAAAAAUCGCCUGUUGCUCAUGAUAGGCGCCAUACUCAUAGCUUGUGCACGUACUGGUUUUAUAUUAAACCACCCCUUCUGGCCGAUGGUCGCCUGCACGACCGUAAUGGGUUUGCUCCGAUGCUCGCUGAAAGCAACUUAUCCAUUGAUAUUCGCAGAGUUGUAUUCAACUAAAUUUGCUGGUGCAUUCUCCUUAUUUAUGGUCAGUUGUGGGGUUGUGUCAAUUUCGACUGGAUGUUUGAUUGGCGUACUCAAAAAUGCGACCCAAAGUAACGAAAUGGUGGGACAUUUUUUAACGGCCAUGCAACUAUUUUGUCCACUUUCGUGGGUAAUAGAAAUUUUUGUUAAAAAAAUAAAGUGUUAAUGAGA